Messenger RNA from Aspergillus melleus, 1185 nucleotides. RefSeq names its product U2 snRNP complex subunit CUS2. Gene Ontology annotation, cellular component: U2-type spliceosomal complex; U2 snRNP. The record is from RefSeq and is a predicted model, not a curated record. The transcript is spliced from 6 exons. Gene Ontology annotation, biological process: mRNA splicing, via spliceosome. Gene Ontology annotation, molecular function: RNA binding. Lineage: Eukaryota; Fungi; Ascomycota; Eurotiomycetes; Eurotiales; Aspergillaceae. Bases 1 to 1185 code for a protein of 394 amino acids.
AUGAUGGCGACCCAAAGCCCCGACGCCGUCUCAAACCCCGCGACAUCGAUCAGUUUCCCCCAGGAUCCGUCCGAAUUCGACAGCGACCCGCGGGUCUCUUUCUCCAAGCUAGACAACAAAUUCAUCCUGGAAACCGAUGAGGGAAACGAGUUUGAAUACGAUACGGUGCUGAAGCGAUGGAUUCCGACGGUCGAUGAUGACUUGCUCCGACAGCAGCAAGAAGCCUACAAAGUUCAAGGGGUCGAUGAGAACGAGACAGUGACGGCGCAGCAACUGAAACAAAAGCGGAAGCAACAGGCAAAUGACGAGGGCAACGGACAAAAACCAAAGAAGCAGCGUGUCAACACAGCCGUAUUCGUCACCUCGAUCCCUCUGGAUGCAGGCUUCGAGGAAAUCCGAGAUACCUUCUCUAAAUGCGGGGUGAUCGCCGAAGAAAUCGACAGCGGCCGUCCUCGCAUCAAGAUGUACAACGACGACGACGGAAAGUUCAAAGGGGAAGCCCUUAUCGUAUACUUCCGACCCGAGUCGGUCAACCUCGCUAUUCAGAUGCUGGAUGAUUCGAACUUUAGGAUCGGACAGGAAGGUCCUCAGGGGCCCAUGCGGGUUCAGAUCGCAGAUUUCUCGUUUAAGAGCCAGCAAGAGCAGCCGGCCAGGACUAGCAUGAGGGAUAGGAGAAAGAUCAUACAGAGGACGCAGAAGUUGAAUAGCAAACUCGCCGAUUGGGACGAUGACGACCCAUCUACGUUACCGGAAACCAACUCCAAGUUUGAGAAAAUCGUCAUCUUGAAGCACAUGUUUACUUUGGAAGAGCUCAACGAGGAUCCGGCCGCCAUUCUCGACAUCAAGGAGGAUAUCCGUGAAGAAUGUUCCAAACUGGGGGAGGUGACCAACGUUGUUCUCUACGAUAAAGAAGCCGAUGGAGUCGUCAUGGUCCGCUUUCUCGAGCCAGAAGCGGCCAAACGCUGCAUCCAGGUCAUGGAUGGACGCUACUUUGGCGGAACGCGCGUUGAGGCAUACAUUGCCAAUGGCAGUGAGCGGUUUAAGAAGAGCAAUGAGAAACGAGCGGCGUUGGAGGAUCUAGCGGAGAGAGGACUUGAUGCGGAAGACUCGGACGAAGAGCAACGGUUGGAUGAGUUUGGCACGUGGUUGGAAAGCUCUCAUACGGUGGAGAACACGGCCAAGUGA